AUGUCUUGGGAUUCGUCUGGAGCUGGCUCUCUCGGGGUAGCAGACUAUGUGGUGUUUGCUCUCAUGCUGGUGGUGUCAGCUGCAGUCGGGGUCUACUAUGCCUGGACCAGCAGAGGAAAGGGAACCUCGAGGGAGUUCCUAACAGGGGGGAGAAGACUGACAGCCCUGCCUGUCUCCUUGUCUCUGACUGCUAGCUUCAUGUCAUCUAUCACAGUGCUGUCGACCCCAGCUGAGGUGAGGUUGACACGCAUUUUUAAAAAGCACAAACAUACUUGAAUUAUAAGCAAUUUCCACUCUUUCACGUGUCGUGUAACAUUUUCUUUGACUCUUGAAUUUUUUUAUGAGUUAUGAAAAGUAAAACUGAAAAAAGCACCUGGGUCUUUGGAAAACAAGUGUCAUAAAAUCUCACUGUUUAUGGCUUUUUCAAAGAGUUAGAGUUAGAGAUUCAAGCUGGUGAAGUAUGUUGACAAGAUUUCAUGACGGGAUAGGCUCAGGAUUCAUGGACAUAUUUUGAAACACAUGUACAGACAUUAUUCAUCAACAUCACAUCACUUUAGUUUAAGCCUCUUCUAUAAAUUUGAAGAUUUAACCGAUCACUUUUAAAGCUCACAGCCUCAGGUUUGAAAUUCCUCAUUACUCCAAAGUGGGUGUUUAAAACUCAAGAAUACUAAUCCUUUUAUGUCAGCGCACCUCGACCUCGAGACAACCUGUCAACACAUUUCUGUAGGCUUGCUUUUAUGUGUCUUCUUUUAUGCUUUUACAGUCUCUUUUACUCUCCCUUCUUUUAUUAGUGUUGCUCUGGCUUUCUUUUAUCCCUAACUUAUGAUGUAAAAUAGUAUCUUGCGUUUUAUUUAUCUUGACUCAUAAACAAUGUGUCCCAUUGUCUGGUCAUUUGCACUUCUUAUUUAUUGUUUUUGUGUCUGUAAUGUACCUGAAUUGAUUUAAUAUACUGACUUCUUCCAUCUCUUAUAGCUGCCAUGUGUUAUUGAAUUUAUCAGUUCAGAUUCUUACCUGAUGUAGACUGUUACUUUUUCUUCCUCUUAAACAUUUAAACAGUUUUUGUACUUUUUAAUAUAAUUUUAUCCCUUUUUUGUAUUUUGAUUUAGUCUUAUUUCACUCAUCCUCUAUUGUUGAUUUUAUUAUUAUUUUUAUUUAUUAAUAUUUUAAUGCAAUUUUUUCCUUCCUCUCUGCUGCUGUUGUUGUUGUUGUUGUUGUUUUUAUUAUUAAUUAUUAUUAUUAUUAUUAUUAUUAUUAUUGUUCAACUCAUUAAGAACCUGCUUUGUAGGUGUACUGCUUUGGAGCCAUCUUCAUCCUGUCUUCAUUCGCCUAUAUAUUGUCAUUGAUGAUUGUAUCUGAGGUUUUUCUCCCAGUCUCCUACAGACUGUCCAUCACCAGUGCUUAUGAGGUAAGUGUGGAUUUUUUUGUCCACAUUGUUUUCUAAAAUUGAUUUGUAUAUAUGUAAAAAUUUUCAUUUACUGAAAAUACAAAGACCUCUGUGUUUUCUUUACACAGUAUUUGGAGUUACGCUUCAAUAGAGCAACACGUCUGCUCGCAACGAUACUCUUCAUUGUUCAGGCAGUGAGUAACAAGAGAUAUGUCCUUGGGGAACAUAAACUCUUCAUCUAAAGUUGAUUUAUGUUACUUUUUCUUUCUUCUUAACUUCAGGUCCUCUACACUGGGAUUGUUAUUUAUGGACCAGCACUCGCUCUAAGCCAAGGUAUGUUGUUUUAAACCAAAAGAUGUCAGAUUGAGUAAAACAGAAUAAAUUACAACACAUAAACUAGGUCAUGUAAUGUCAUAAAGUGAGCACUGUUUUAAAUACUGCUGUCUCUAUCUUAGUAACUGGUUUGGAUCUGUGGGGUGGAAUUAUUUCAACUGGAGCUGUCUGCACUCUUUACUGCACACUGGUCAGUAAAUUAACUCUAAUAUAAAAACAAACUCACCUUUUGUCAUUUCAAAAACCACAGAUGGACAGAUGGAUAAAUGGAUGAAUUAAUGUGUGACAGGAGUGAUAGAUGGAUAGAUCGAUGGAUGAUUGAUGGAUGAUGAUGGUUGAAGUGAUAAAUUGACUGAUAAAUUAAUGAAUGACUUCAGUGAUAAAUGGAUGGAUGGAUGGAUGGAUGGAAACCUUGAGUGAUGGAUGGACGAAUGGAUUUUAAGUGGAUGGAGAAAUGGAGUGAUGAAUGAUCAGAUGGAUAAUGGAUGAUGAUGGUUGAAGUGAUAAAUCGGCAGAUGGAUAGAUGGAUGGGUGGAUGGAUGGAUGGAUAAAUGGAGGGAGGAAUGGAUGGAUGGAUGGUCUGUUAAACAAGAUAGAUUGAUGGAUUGAUUGUGGAAGGAUGGUUGGUUAGAUCCAGAGAUUGAUGGAUGUGUGGAUGAAUUGAUGAGUGGAUGGAUGGAUGGAUGGAUGGAUGGAUGGAUGGACAGAUAUACAUUUGUUUACAGUGUGAACACUGGAAAACAAAAUAUCAAUCAAUGAUGAGCUUGAUCUAAACAUUGAUUGUUGAUAUUUGAAAGGAGAUGUCAUGGUUAAAACUGUUUGUGCUCUAAAUUGAUACAGGGUGGACUGAAGGCAGUCGUGUGGACUGAUGUGUUUCAGGUAAACCUCUGGAUAAAAAAAAUAUCAAAGGAGGAUUUUAAAAUGUUUUAACAAGACAGUGAGGUCAAAAUUGGGGAAGCGGGACAGAUUCCUGUGGCCCUGAGAAUCUAUUUCAAACAAACCACACUUGGGCUUUCUUUGAACUUCUAGAUGGGAAUCAUGUUUGCAGGUUUCCUAUCUGUGAUCAUCAAGACUGUGACAUUACAAGGGGGAGUAUCCACCAUCAUUUCAGAUGCAAAACAUGGAGGGAGACUCAACAUUUGGGAGUAAGUAUGUUGUCCAUCACCAAAGAUAGUAUGAACGUAUUUAUGGUUCUUAUCAUGAAUCACACCUUUGCAGAUUGACUAUUACUAGUUCUGUAUUUUUAACCAUGUUGUAAUUGUGUGUCUCCAGCUUUGACAUGAACCCUUUGAGGAGACACACAUUCUGGACCCUGACCAUUGGAGGGACCGUCAGCUGGAUUGUUGUUUAUGGGGCAAACCAGGCUCAGAUUCAGAGAUACAUCUCCUGCAAAAGCAUCACUCAUGCUCGGCUGUAAGUCUCAUGUUCUUAAUUUAUUCUGACUCUGGAUUUAAAAGUUUCAAGAGGAAACUUUUCAACUUUAAUGGAGAAAGUUUGUCUACAUGUCUAAACUAAAAUAAAUACUUAAUACAGUCAAUUGGAAUUUGCCAAAUCUGAAAUGUUAUCUGAUCAUUAUUUCUAAUGUUUUCGUCAUGCCAGAAAAAGACAAAUUUUAGAGCAUUGAUGGUUAAUUCUUAGAUCGAAGAAGUAUUUUUUUUUACACUCAUCUAAAAAUUAUUCCAUAAAACCAUUUUAAACAGCACUCUUCAAACUAACAUCAAACUAAACAUCUGAACUUUUCAUUCAUUCAUUUGCAGUAAUGUAAAUGUUUUUGUCAUUUUUCCAUCCCUUCUUUUCAGAGCUCUGUUCAUCAACUUGUUGGCUCUUUGCCUCUUUUUGAUGUGCUCGGUAUUUGCAGGACUGUGCCUCUUCUCGAUCUUUAAGGACUGUGACCCGUGGACUUCUGGACAGGUUUCUACUCCUGAUCAGGUGCGACGGACAGACGCCAUGACCACUUGUUGUGUUGUGGCCUACCAAAUACUCUACGGCACGUUGACCCUUGUGUCUUUCUUUACAGCUGAUUCCAUAUUUGGUGAUGGGCACCUUGACAAGCAAUCCUGGCCUUCCUGGACUAUUUCUCGCUGCAGUAUACAGUGGCGCCCUGAGGUUUUCAAUCUACAUUUUGGUCAUUUUUACUUCUCAGAUCCAACUCUUACAUUAAUCCUUGUAUUUGCACCUACUUGUUUAUUGGGUAUAAAAGUUUAAAAUUAUAAUAAUUUUAAAACUUAAAGUGGGAAAGAGUCCUUUUAACCCUCUGCUCCUUUUCCAGUACAGUGUCUACUUCCAUUAAUGCACUCGCUACAGUGACACUGGAGGACCUCAUCAAGCCGUACACUACACUGUCAGAGAAACACCAGUUCUGGAUGUCCAAAGGACUGAGUGAGUUCUCUUGUUUUCACUCUCAGUUGAAAAUCAUCUGUAAUUUCAAGGACUAAAACCUGAGUUUCUGCUUUGAUGUGGCUGCAGGUUUAUUAUAUGGAGUUUUAUGCAUUUCUCUCGCUGGACUGGCUUCUGUCUUGGGAGGGAUGAUGCAGGUAGAGCGCUCCUUUCAUACACAGUUAUGCUUAAUGCAACACAGAACUUAUAAGUACUGAGAAGUCUGUGCAUAUGCUUUUCUUUCUGAACAGGCAGCUGCAACAGUCGGUGGAGUCAUUUUAGGCCCUGUGCUUGGCGUCUUCACACUGGGGAUCCUCUUCCCAUUCGCCAAUGCCAAGGUGAAUGUGUCCUUCUUAUACAAUGUUCCUCUUUGUAGUGUUAUUUCUUUUGGAGAUGUAUUAAGACAGACAGAUUCUGAUCUCUUUGGUUCCUUUCUUGCCAUCUAAGUAUUGUUCUCUGGAGCUACUUUCCACCUUGCUUUUAAAUCCAGGAUUCCUGCAUUAUCAUUCGAAUUAUUGGAUUAAUCUGAUCACUGGGUUUGAUUUCUUUAGGGAGGUUUGUCAGGUCUGUUGUCAGGCUUGGUUGCGUCCUUGUGUGUCGGUGUUGGAGCCGUGAUCUACCCUUCCCCUCCUACCAUGACUCGACCUCUGCCGCUGUCCACAGAGGGUUGUAACGUAUCCACUACAGAGAGCUACAACUGGACCUCCACUGCUCCCCCGACAGAAUCGAGCAUCUUUAUCCAUAGCAAUGACAGGUAGGAGUGUAACUGCCUGAAAUGGAAAUAUGUGUGCCUAAAGCUUCAUGACCAUCCCUGAAUCACUAUCUGUGCUGGCCUUCUGUUCAAGGAGCCCAAAUGUGACUUGACAGAUCACCUAUGUCAACUCAAAACAACCUAAAUGUGGUCAGGUUAUGCAGCCAUAGAAUGAAAUAAAAUGUGCAAAUACACCUUUAAUGUAUAUGUAUGUGUCAUGGCAUGCAGGGUUAAACAUAAAAAAGACCCAAAUGCAAAACAAAACAGGAUACACACACAUCAUAAUGAACCAACAAGGACAAAGGGGAAGACAGAGACUAUAUACACACUGGUAAACGAGCAACAGGUGAGGCUCAUGGAUAAUUAACGAGGGAGGGAAAACUAGGGAAGUAAAACCAGACUAGAAACACAAGGAAUUAACCACAACAAAAUAAAAUUGGAAACACUGAGAACAGGAGGGAAACGGGUCAAACACAAACUGAAAUCUCACAGGACUGGACUACAGGAACAAUAGGGAGCAGAAACACUAGGGAAAAAUCACAAAGAAAUACACUCAAAUAACAAAACCAACAAAAAUCAUCGGAACAUAUCAUGACAAUAUGAACAUAUGAGGGAGAAGUUAGUGAUCCCCUGUAUAACCACGUCCUCCAACCACAUAUUUUUACCUGCAAAAAUUGAAAUUACAGGCCAGGUCACUUCUGGCUUCACUUGGUAUCUGCGUUUCUGGAUUACUGCAGAGAAAUGAAAACACUUGAAUCAGUCGUGUUAACUGAAUGCUGGAACAAUGACACCGUUGGCAGAUUGAUAUAUAAUCAGAGUUCAUGCUCUGCCAGGACUGUGUGUAACAGGUCAAGAACACACUGGGUCUAUUUUCUGUUAAGGAUUGGAGUUGGAUUAACUUUUAAUUUCAUCCCUGACCAGAUAUUCACUGGAAGAAAGCUGGCACUCUCCCUCCUAUCUUUACUUCAGCCUCAUUGGUACUGUAACCGCUAUCACCAUGGGGCUGAUAAUCAGUCUGCUCACAGGUACAAAAGAUACACAUUGUUGUCUCUGGUUAAGUGUAGCAUAAUAUGAAUUCUAGAUCUGUUUUAUUAUGUUUCAGGAGGAUGGAGGGAGAAGGUGGAAUCACGGCUAACUUUAAUGAAAGAAGACACAGUCUCCUACCAUCUCUUCAAGUUUUUCUUUGAUAGGGUGAGCGCUGCAGCGAAAAAACAAGAGAGGCUACAGACUGAUAAGGUCCACUGACUUUUGUUCUGUGCUUUUUUUCUCCCCCGCAGGUCUUGAGAAGAAAAAGUGAGAUUUACCCAAUGAAGGACUCAGAGAUGAAUGACGGGAACACAAAUCCUGCUUUCUGUGAUGGUGACAUUGACCUGAAAAGUUGUAUUCGCACAUAG
Xyrichtys novacula (pearly razorfish) is the source of this 6238-nucleotide messenger RNA. Lineage: Eukaryota; Metazoa; Chordata; Actinopteri; Labriformes; Labridae. The record is from the annotation of a GenBank genome assembly.